AUGAAUAAUAGUCAUGAUCAUCCUCAUAUACAUCAUCAGAAUAUCGUCAUAGGUGACAUAUUUCUGCAUUUGGAGACAAAACCAAUAAUUAUUCAAGUGGUUAUUCAAUCUCCAUUGGCAACAUCUCCUUUAACACUUGAUAAACCAGUUGUUCACCGAUUAUCACCGAAUUCUUCUGGACAAACUGGCUCUCAAGGUAUUAUUUCAUGUGAUCUAAAAAAUAGUGUACCUAUUAAAGCAACUCAUGAGCGAACAAAAUCAUCAUCAACAAAAAAAUUAAUGCGUGUGCAUAAAGCAAGUUUAGCAUUAGUUAAAGAAUUAAAAUCAAAAGUAUCAAGCUCAAAUCAGAGUGAACUCAAAUCAAUCACUACAAAUGCAAAUGUGAAUGCUGAACAUACGUAUUUUUAA
Messenger RNA from Rotaria socialis, 408 nucleotides. The record is from the annotation of a GenBank genome assembly. NCBI's taxonomy places the organism in Eukaryota, Metazoa, Rotifera, Eurotatoria, Philodinida, Philodinidae.